Molecule: messenger RNA, 2726 nt
Organism: Ictalurus punctatus (channel catfish)
Lineage: Eukaryota; Metazoa; Chordata; Actinopteri; Siluriformes; Ictaluridae
Product: Glyco_hydro_56 domain-containing protein
Exons: 4
Coding region: 57-1598 (513 amino acids)
Biological process (GO): hyaluronan catabolic process; carbohydrate metabolic process
Molecular function (GO): hyalurononglucosaminidase activity
Source: RefSeq, a predicted model, not a curated record
UGGAGUUGGAGGGGGAGUGUGGAUGAGGAGCUUGGUGACAAUUCUCGAUCACCUCCAUGGAUCAUAGAAGAACCUCCAACCCCCUUUUCCCUCUCCUUCUGCUCCUCUUUGUCGCCUGUCCAUGUCUGAGUGGGCCAGCACGCUCUCCUCUCCUGCCUGGUCAGCCCUUCCUGAUUCUUUGGGCCGUACCAAACAAGGACUGUCUUGGUCGCCCUGAUCCGUCAGCUUUCGGAAUGGAGUGGGAGGGACGUGUUGCUGAAUUUUAUGAGGACUCACUGGGACUUUACCCAUAUUUCAAUACAGAGGGAGAGCCUGUGAAUGGCGGCCUGCCCCAGCACACCAGCCUGGAGCGCCACCUUCAGAAAGUGGAAGGGGACCUUACAGCAACUUUGCCACAGACAGGAAUGCCUGGCCUCGGAGUGCUGAGGUGGAAGGAGUGGGAGCCACAGUGGAGCCGAAACCUGGGGAAUCAGCGGAAGUAUUUGCAGACAUCGCGAGCAUUGCUCCGGGGUUUUUUCCCAGGCUGGAGCACAGACGAGGUGGAGAAAUGGGCUCAGGUGGACUUUGAAGCAGCAGCCCAAUUCAUACUCAUGGAGACCCUGAGAGAGCUCAAGAGACUCCGCCCACAGAGACUGUGGGGCAUGGCUCCAUACCCAAGCUGCUACAACUCUGAUCCCAAUCAGAUGCUGCUAGGCAAUUACACGGGCCACUGCCCUGCUGCAGAGAUGGCACUAAAUGAUGAGCUCAUGUGGCUAUGGAAGCGAAGUGAUGCACUUUACCCCAUCCUUGCACUGGAGAAACUCCCCGAUGGAACUAAGGGUGCAUGGCUGUAUGCAUCCAAUCAGAUCAGAGAGGCAUUAAGAGUGGCAGCUCUAGCAGGGACAACAUUUGAGCUUCCUGUUUUUCCACUGGUCAAGAGUAUGUACAUCUCUUCCAGUAGCUUUCUCUCCGAGGCUAAUUUGGUGAAUACUGUGGGAGAGAGUGCUGCACUGGGUGCAGCAGGAGUCAUUAUCUGGGACAGAUUCCUUACUACUAAAACACAGAAGUUGUGCUCUGAUCUUACCUCAUACGUGCAAGAAGUCCUUGGCCCCUAUGCUGUCAACGUAACCAUGGCAACACGUCUUUGCAGCAUGUCACUUUGCAAGGGCCUUGGCCGCUGUGUACGCAAGAAAGCAGAAGACCCUGUCUACCUGCACCUUCCUCCUGCCCACUUCCUGCUGCUACGCCGGGGAGCAGAGGGCAUCCGAGCAACGGGGCAACUCCCCCAGUAUUACCUGGAUGGGUGGAGACGGGACUUUCACUGCCAUUGGUUUGAGGCAUUGGAAGGAGCAGCUGCUGAUCAGGAGUCAGUUGGGAUUGAGAGUGGUGGUCAGAGGUCACUGCCCACAAUAAAGCCAAACAAUAUUGCUAUUCAUAUUGUGGGCACAUAUGGUCAGAGUGAAGGGAUUGAGAAGACAUUUGGGCAAAGUGAGGAGACAGUGGCUCCCAUGACGCCUGCUGAACAAGAACCGUCAAAAAGUGGCUGCCCCGCCCACUUUGUGACCAUCAUACUUCUCUGUGUUCCGACAUUCUUCAGCUUCACAAACUUUAACUUCUAAAUCUGUCUUCCUGACAGAUGGGGCAUACAAAAGGAACCAUUUGGCCUUGAUUUUAUUUGUUUAGCUUGAAUUGUCUAUCAACACUAAUGAUAGCUACAACAUAAGAGAAAUUAAUAUUGUUUAAUGGUAGCAGAGACAAAACUGUGGGAAGGUGAACUGGAUUCUCAGCAUAGUCAGUUUAAAGUAGUGAACAUCUAGCUAGUCCAUCUAGCUUGAGAUCCAUCAGCUUUACAAACUUUUCUUUGGCCAUUUUUUGUCUAAUUUAGCCAUUACAAAUCCCCACCCCUACCUAGAUCUCCUCGAUCACGUGACAGCUACCAAUCUAGGAACAUGAGGGCUAACAUAUGCUUCCUCUGAGAUGCAAGAAAGCAGAAAGCCAGCAAACAGCUCCCUAUGCAACGUCAUAGAGAAGAUGACAGCACUUACAAGACAACACUGGGUGCCCUUUUCUGUAUGUUUGAGGAAAGCCAUCUUUUUCAUUCAAUUAUACUGUCUUGGACUCCCCAGUCAGCUAUGACAAUCAGGAUGCAGAGCAUCACAAACUUUGACCUUUAAGAAGACAAGCUUGCUAAGAAAGCCAGUGUGUGUUAAAGACAAAACACAGACACAAAUGCAGGUAUGCACUGAAAAACUCAACAAUUUCUUAUUGUUCUGCUCAGUGAGCAGUAAGUAAUGGCCAUUUAAAUCUGCUUUUUGUAAGACAUUGUCGUGGGCUUGUAAAUAUUUAAAUUGAUUAAUAGUACUCAUUUUCUGUAGGCAUGUGACUAUGAUAAUAUAAAAUAAAGGUUCAGUAAUGUAGUCUCACACCAUUUGUCUAACAUUUCUGAUGUAAUUUACUGAGAUACGAAUGUGCACGCCACUCCUAUGGAAAUUUGCCUUAAAAGGUUAAAGUGGCAUUUUCCUGGACAGGAUUCAAAUUAUGCCAGAAGUAGACCGAAGAGAUAAUUAAUGCAUUAUGAAAGAAAAUGUAAGAUUAUUUACUUCCAGACUAUGAAGGCCUGAACUAAAUUAAACUAGCCUAAACUUGUACUACUGUGAAUUAGUGAAUCAUAAUAUUAUGUGGAAUGGAAAUUCAAAUUCAGCUAAAUUAAUAGCCAAAAAAACCCAAAAGAAAAACAAACAAACAAA